Molecule: messenger RNA, 2085 nt
Organism: Trichoderma citrinoviride
Lineage: Eukaryota; Fungi; Ascomycota; Sordariomycetes; Hypocreales; Hypocreaceae
Product: HET-domain-containing protein
Exons: 2
Coding region: 1-2085 (694 amino acids)
Source: RefSeq, a predicted model, not a curated record
AUGGAUCCCCACAGUCUAUACUCGUCUCUAGCUCUCAAAGACGGAGAUAUUCGGCUCCUCACCAUCUUCCCCGACGAAUGGACUGCCGACAUCCGCUGCGAAAUCAAUGUCGUCUCCCUCAACGACAAGCCCCAGUACGCCGCUCUCUCGUAUGUCUGGGGAGGGCCGCCGCAAGAUGGCACUCUACAGAUAAACGGUCUUCGGCACUCCAUCGGACGAAGCUUGGAGACUGCUCUUCGCUACUAUCGCCGCGCUGGCUGGAGCAUGCCGCUAUGGGCUGACGCCAUCUGCAUCAACCAGGAGGAUAUCGCGGAGCGGUCCUCGCAGGUUUCCAUCAUGGAUCGUAUUUAUACGGAUGCUGCUACCGUGUUUGUGGUUCUUGGAGCGGGCAUUGAUUCGGCUGCUGAGGAUUACUUUGAGAGGGUAAAAGCGCUGGACAAAUACCGCUUUCGCGUCUACGGCCAAGAAUACUUCAAAACAAUGCUUCCUAAUAUCUGGGACAAAAGAAGCUCCCAGACUGCGGGGAAAAACGAGAAUGAGGAUAAGGAGUCAUCGGUUCUUUUCAGCUUUCUAGGACGGGCUGUAAACUUACAGAUCGACGACCAUCUCGGUACUGUGCCCCAAUGGGGAGCAACAUCCAACGAACAGGACACCCACUACCCCUGGCAGACUCUGAUCCAAUCGUUUGAAGACUUCACCACGGAACCAUGGUGGGCUCGAGUAUGGACACUGCAAGAGAGCGUCGUCGGCCAUGCCCCCAUCUUCAUCUAUCGGACGGCUAUGGCUCCAUGGGCCAUGAUAUACGAGGCAGCGGAUAGCAUGGGGGCUCACAUCGCGGAUUGCUGCACCUCAUACCUGGCCAACGAGGCUCCGCCAAGAUAUGCCGCAUCUAUUAGGCGUCUGCUUGCUCAUGUCGACAGCAUUGACAAGACACGCCAAACCCACGCAAAACUUUGUCAUGCUGAAGAAGCUGAUCAGCUCCUCCUUUCAUCCAUGUUGCCAAAAACCGACUUUGAGGGAUCGUAUCUCUACCUGCAUAACAGACGGAAAGCUACCGAUGCCAGGGAUAAGGUCUUUGCUCUCCUGUCACUUAUAAAGCCGCGAAACACGCCUUCCUUCAUAUAUCCCGAUUAUGGGAAACAGGUGGAAGACGUCUACAUUACCACGGCAAGAAUGAUCAUUGGGGAGUCUGGUUCACUUGAUCUGCUGGCCGCUGCUGGACGGUUUCGAAAUGACAGCCUUCCGUCGUGGGUGCCAGAUUGGUCUACGGUGGGUGAGUUUGAUGAGACUGCAGCCACUCAGAUUGAUUCUCUCCUGGUGUAUGAUACUGCUUCUGGAGCGAAAGCCUCAGUGAAAGUUCACGAGAAAAAUAACAGACUGCUAGAGCUUGAAGGAGUCAUUCUAGACCAUACCAAAGCCAUUGGUGAACCGGUCGUCUCUAGUAGAUCCAGCGAUGAAACUAUGUGGCAAGCAUUCUUCGAAUGGAUGCAACUUGCUCACACUCAUUCACCAAGCACAACAUGGGUAGACUUCUGCAAGACUCUCUGCACAGACAUGGCCAUAUGGCCCAAUGACCAGGUCUUUCGUCGCAUGGGUCCUUUGACAAAAGAAAUGAUUCGGUCCGAUGUGCCCUGGCAAGAUCCAGUCUCUGGAAGGUUUACCAGAGACAUGCCUCCGGAGCAGCUAACACAGCCAUCGGUGGAGGAAAUGAAGGUUUGCUUUUCCGUGUGGUAUAGACUCUUAUGGAGGCUGGCAAAGAGAGGCAUGAGGUCUAUUGUGCCCCCUCCGACGAUGGAGGACUUUUUGAAAAUCACCACUGCUUCCAAGAGAUUUAUGGUGUCUUCGUUGGGGUAUAUCGGGCUUGUGCCUCGCGAUUCGGAACCGGGGGGCCGUCUUAUCUUCUUCAAGGGUUGUCGGUUUCCUUGCGUGGUCAGGUCAGUUGCUGUACCGAAUGACGAGACGCUUUGGUUCGAGCUUGUUAGGGACUGUUAUGUUCACGAUUUUAUGGAUGGUCAACUUGGAAAGCGGACGGAUAGAAAAACAUCUGGUGACGAUAUGAAUUGGGAGCAGAUCAUCUUAUGUUAG